AUGUACUUUGAUUAUUAUCCUCAUGCCGAGUCUAAGAAGGUGCAAAUUGCUACUCUUGAAUUUACGAAGAAUGCUUUGAAUUGGUGCAAUCAAUUGGUUCAAUCAAGGAGAAGAAAUUUAGAGAGGCCUAUUGAUACUUGGUUGGCGUUGAAAAGUUUAAUGAGAAAGAGAUUCGUUCCAAGUUAUUAUACCAAUUCUCUUUAUCAAAGUUUGCAAUCUUUGAGGCAAGGAAUAAGGAGUGUUGAUGAGUACUACUCCGAGAUGAUGUUGUUGAUGUCUAGGCCCGAGGUUGAUGAAGCUCCACAAGCCACUAUGGCUAGGUUUUUGGUGGGGUUGAAUAGAGAAAUUCAUGAUAUUGUGGAGAUGCAACAACACUAUGAUGUUGAGGAGUUGCUUCAACAUGCAUUGAAGGUUGAGAGUCAAGUGAAAAGGAAUGGUGCAAAAAAAAGCUUUGCAUCAUCAUCUAGCUCAUGGAAAACUCCAAUCAAGAAAGAUGAGAAAUCAUCCAACAAGGAGAAGGAGUUGGCGCAAAAGGGAACAAGCCCUAAAUCCGAUUCUAAAUCUUCAUCAAGAGAAACCGAAAGUGAAGAUGAAGAAUUUACCCUAGGUUCUAGUGGUGAUGGAGGUGAUGAGAGGGGAUUUGCGCAGGAUGAUGAUGAUGAUACACCGGCACUCUUGAACUUAGUUGCAAGAAGAACUUUAAAUGCCUAUGUUAAAGGAGAUGUGAACAAUCAAAGGGAGAAUUUGUUUCAUACUAGGAUCUAUGCGAAUGGGAAACCUAGUAGUGUGAUCAUUGAUGGAGGGAGUUGUACAAACAUAGCUAGUGUGUACUUAGUGAAGGAGUUAGCGUUACCUACCACUAAACACCCUAAACCCUAUAGUUUAGGAUGGUUCAAUGAUAGAGAGGAGAUUAAGGUUAACAAACAAGUUUUAGUUUCUCUUUCUUUGGGCAGGUACAAUGAUGAGGUGCUAUGUGAUGUUCUUCCAAUGCAAGCAUGCCAUGUCUUAUUUGGUCGACCAUGGCAAUAUGAUAACAAGGUCCAUCAUGAUGGUGAGACAAAUAAGUAUUCCUUCAUGUGUGGUAAGCGUCCUAUUACUUUGAUUCCUUUAUCACCUCAAGAAGCUUUAAAAGAUCAAAUUAAAGUCAGAGAUGAGUUUGCUAAGAUGGAAUCCGAUUAUAGGGCUAAAGAAAAGGCUAAACAUGCUAAUUUGAAUGUGAAUUGCGUUGAAGGCAAAUCUGAUUUGGUUGAUAAGCAUGCUAGUUCUAAGAAAGUUGUUAAGGAGUAUUCUAGCGGUUUACCACCAAUUAGUGGGAUUGAACAUCAAAUUGACUUCAUCCCUGGAGUGCAAAUACCUAAUAAGCUAGCUUAUAGGACAAAUCCUGAAGAAACAAAGGAGUUGGAGAAGCAAGUUGGUGAGCUACUACAAAAGGGUUUUGUGCGUGAAAGCCUUUCUCCAUGUGCAGUUCCUGUUUUGCUUGUUCCUAAGAAGGAUGGAACUUGGAGAAUGUGUGUUGAUUGUAGGGCAAUAAACAACAUAACGGUAAAGUAUCGUCACCCUAUUCCUAGAUUAGAUAAUAUGCUUGAUGAAUUGCAUGUUAUGCCUUUUGGAUUGACUAAUGCACCUAGUACAUUCAUGAGGUUAAUGAAUCAUGUUUUGAGAGCUUAUAUUGGCAAGUUUGGUGUUGUUUAUUUUGAUGAUAUACUUGUGUAUAGCCGAAACCUAGAUGAGCAUGUUAAUCAUCUAAGAUGUGUGUUAAAUGUACUUAGGGUUGAGAAGUUGUAUGCUAACCUUAAGAAGUGCACCUUUUGCACAAACAAGCUUGUUUUUCUUGGUUUUGUGGUGUCAUCGCAAGGUAUAGAAGUUGAUGAGGAGAAGAUCAAAGCAAUCAAAGAUUGGCCAACUCCCACCAACGUUGGUCAAUUGUAUGCUCUUGUGAGGGCGUUGCAAACUUGGCAACACUACCUAUGGCCUAAGGAAUUUGUGAUUCAUACGGAUCAUGAGAGCUUGAAGUAUUUAAGAGGCCAACAAAAGUUGAACAAGAGACAUGCUAAGUGGAGUGAGUUCAUAGAGAGCUUUCCUUAUGUUGUGCGAUACAAACAAGGUAAGGAGAAUGUUGUAGCCGAUGCUUUGUCAAGGUGGUAUGUAUUACUUUCCAUGCUUGAUUCUAAGUUUCUUGGAUUUGAGUAUAUUAAGGAAUUGUAUGCUAGUGAUGUUUACUUUGGUGAAAUCUUUAAAGCAUGUGAAAAUUUUGGAUUUGGAAAGUAUUAUAAGCAUGAUGGAUUUUUGUUUAAGGAGUCUAUAUUGUGUGUACCUUCUUGCUCUUUGCGUUAUGUUCUUGUGAGGGAAUCGCAUGAAGGGGGUUUAAUGGGUCACUUUGGAGUUGAUAGAACUUAUAAGAUAUUGCAUGAACACUUCUUUUGGCCUAAGAUGCGAUAUGAUGUAGGAAAGCAUGUUUCUAGUUGCCUUGUUUGUUUGCAAGCUAAAUCUACAUCUAAGCCUCAUGGAUUGUAUACUCCUUUGCCUAUUCCUCAUGAACCAUGGACUCAUAUUAGUAUGGAUUUUGUGUUAGGUUUACCUCGUUCUAGGAGAGGUAAAGAUUCUAUCUUUGUGGUUGUUGAUAGGUUUUCUAAGAUGGCACACUUCAUUGCAUGCACUAAAACGGAUGAUGCCAUUAAUGUAGCUAAUUUGUUCUUUAAGGAGAUUGUUAGACUUCAUGGAAUGCCUAGGACGAUUGCAAGUGAUAGAGAUGCUAAGUUCUUAAGUCACUUUUGGAGAACUUUAUGGGCUAAGUUGGGUACUAAGUUGUUAAAUUCCACUACUUGUCAUCCUCAAACCGAUGGCCAAACUGAAGUAGUUAAUAGGACUUUGUCAAACUUACUUAGAGCUUUAAUUAAGAAGAACUUAAGAACUUGGGAGGAUUAUCUACCUCAUGUUGAAUUUGCAUACAAUAGAAGCAUACAUAUCGACUUGGAUGGUGCAAGGAAGGCCGAUUUUGUUAGGGAGCUUCAUGGUAGGGUUAGAGCUCAAAUUGAGAAGAAAACACAACACUACAUGAAGGUUGCUAACAAAGGGCGCAAGGAAGUCAUCUUUGAACAUGGUGAUUGGGUUUGGUUGCAUCUAAGGAAGGAGAGGUUCCCUGAAAAGAGAAAGUCUAAGCUCUUACCUCGUGGAGAUGGUCCAUUCCAAGUUUUGGAGAGGAUGAACAACAAUGCCUACAAGCUAGAUCUUUCAAGCGAAUAUGGCAAUGUAAGUGCUACUUUUACUGUUUCAGACUUAUCCUUGUUUGAUAGUGAUGCAGAUUUGAGGACAAAUCCUUUUCAAGGGAGAGGGGAUGAUGCGCCAAGGGCUUAUCAUGGUCUUGAAGAGCACAAUGGAGCUAAUGGAGAUCAUGCUAUGGAUAAACAUGAAAAUGUCUCGGAUAUUCAAGAAGCUGCUACGGUUGAUCCCGGAUUGAAAGGAAGCUUGGAGGAGCAUGGAGAUGAAGGGAUCACACAUGACCGGCCAUUGCAUGGAGCAAUCGCAUAUGACUGGGCACAACCCGGGCACAAUCGGCCAUUUGAUCCUUUAGCCAUUCCACAAGGUCUUAUGACAAGGGCUCGGGCUAAAAGGUUCAAGGAAGCUUUAUUGGGCUUGGUACGAACUCAUCUUGGAGGUUUGAAGUCCAUUGAAGAUCAAUUGGAGAGCAUCGAAGACAUCAUGCCAUGGAAUACUCCCAACGAUUCCAAGCCAUGCACUUUGCUUGAAAUCGUUGAGCAUUAG
Molecule: messenger RNA, 3762 nt
Organism: Corchorus capsularis
Lineage: Eukaryota; Viridiplantae; Streptophyta; Magnoliopsida; Malvales; Malvaceae
Source: the annotation of a GenBank genome assembly